GGUGGGUUUUUUGGGAUUAAGUUAGUCUUUUUGCAUUUUGUAAAAGAUUAAGAAGUUUUAAAAAUUAUAAUUCAGUCUCAUUUUAACUUAAUCACAUUUUUUAGACAAAUUUGACCUUGGCUGGUCAAACUUGUCACCAUUUCUAAUUAGUGAACUUGGAAGUCACCUUUAGUUUAUUUUUCCAACUAAGUUUUACUUUUUUUUUUUUGUUGAUUAUUGAUAUUAAAAAAUAUUUUUCAUUUUUUUAAACUGUAAAUUCAUUUUUAUUAUUAUUUUGAGCCCAUGUGACACAUGUCAUAGUUUUAUUCGUCUCUUUUUCAUAACACAGUGCGUGAAUUAGACGCACCUUUGGUGUUUGGCCCUAUUUUAAUUGUGUGUCUAAGUGAGUGUCUAAGUGACACAGUAAAAGUGAUUUUAGAGGGUUCAGAUGGUACGAGUCUUAAUUGGAGGGUCUAAGUGGAAUUUCUGGAUAAGUCCGAGGGUGACUUAAGCCUACUAUUAAUACCACAUGUUAGGUAUACCGUAUAUAUAUAUAUAUAAACACAUGCUAGGCCAACCCUCUUCUUAGUUUGCUUGCUUGCUCUCUCUGGAAAAUUAAAUUCAAAGUUCGUAACAGCAAAUUAAAUGGCCUUGGAAGAUGGUGGCAAAUGGAAGAACGCUGCUCUUCUUGUCAUAGACAUGCAGAAAGACUUUAUAAGUGGCCCUGUGCAAGUAAAAGGAGGUCAAGCUAUCGUCCCCAAUGUUAUCAAGGCUGUUGAGGUUGCUAGAAACUGUGGCAUUCACAUCGUUUGGGUUGUACGAGAGCAUGAUCCAUUAGGGAGAGAUGUUGAAUUAUUCCGUCGACACUUUUAUACUGCUGGAAAAACAAAGGUGGCAUCAAAGGGAAGUGUAGGUGCUGAACUAGUUGAUGGGCUCGUUAUUGAGGAAGAUGAUUACAAGCUGGUCAAAACACGUUUCAGUGCAUUUCUUAAUACUCACCUUCAUUCAUAUCUUCCGACCAAUGGCAUAACUAGUUUGGUCAUCACUGGUGUCCAAACUCCAAAUUGCAUACGGCAAACUGUGUUUGAUGCAGUGUCAAUGGACUAUAAGCAUGUGACAGUUAUUACUGACCCACAGCGGCUGCUACACCUGAUGUACACACUGGUUGAGGAGAUUUCAAAUUUUCCACUAGAGGACUCAAUCCAAAUAACUUGGUCCAGUUCAUUAGGAUUGUGAAUUUUGAUGUCUCUGAUGUGACUAAUAAUCAGGCAAAAACUGGUUGAGUUUAUUGAUGUUCCAGGAAUUACCAAUAAUGAAGUCGUUAAUAUAGGCUUUGUGAGGGAUAUCGCUGGAGAAAAAAUGUUAGCAAUGGCCCCAAGUUUGUCCAAUUAUCCCAAAGGAAAAAGGAGUUCCCUUUGUUGAUGCUCCAUAAGAUGCUCGGCUCCACUUCAUUCUUGAUAUACAUUAAGCUUCUCCAAGGACCAGAAAUCUUGGAUUUACCAUUUCUAGACACUGGAUGCUGUCUGCUGCAGUAUUUAGCCAUAAAAAAAGCAGACCAAAGAGAAUUUUGGGUUCUGAAUAACCACCAUAAUUUAGCAAUGAAAGAUCUAGAAAUAUCAGUAAUUUGUUUUAUUCCCAAUCUUCCCUCAUCUGUAUGAUAACACAUUUUAUACCAUGCCACCUAGUAAGUUUUCAUCUUGCCUUCCUUCUGAGCAAAAGAACUUUCCAGAAUCUCAAAAACGCCUUUUGGAGGUUGACAAAUAGAAAGAAGAUGCAUAGGCAUUGCUGAUAGAAUAUGUUUGAUCAAAAUGAUUUUGCCUCCAGUAGAAAGAAGGUGACCUUGCCAACUAGUGAUUUUUUUGACAAUUUUAGAAGUCACAGCUGAGAAAUAUUCGAUCUUCUUCUUGCCAAGGUAGAUAGGACAACCCAAAUAUU
This is a messenger RNA of Lycium barbarum (goji berry), 1914 nucleotides long. Its product is annotated as probable inactive nicotinamidase At3g16190. The coding region runs from base 625 to 1215 and encodes 196 amino acids. The record is from RefSeq and is a predicted model, not a curated record. The transcript has 5 exons. NCBI's taxonomy places the organism in Eukaryota, Viridiplantae, Streptophyta, Magnoliopsida, Solanales, Solanaceae.